This is a messenger RNA of Opisthorchis viverrini, 816 nucleotides long. RefSeq lists its product as hypothetical. Bases 1 to 816 code for a protein of 271 amino acids. Gene Ontology annotation, biological process: protein folding. NCBI's taxonomy places the organism in Eukaryota, Metazoa, Platyhelminthes, Trematoda, Opisthorchiida, Opisthorchiidae. Gene Ontology annotation, molecular function: flavin-dependent sulfhydryl oxidase activity; protein disulfide isomerase activity. The transcript is spliced from 6 exons. Gene Ontology annotation, cellular component: Golgi membrane. The record is from RefSeq and is a predicted model, not a curated record.
AUGACCUAUGAUGCCCGCGAAGGUGCAUUUCUUAUGGGCGUGUUUCAAAGAUUGAACUAUGUGGGCCAGGCUAUAGAAUAUGAGGCGGAUUUUCAAAUCAUUUCAUUUGCGUUUGAUGGUUAUCGCUUGCGCAUGAUUGCGUUGCUCCCCGUUCUCCUGUGGGCUCUUCUCCCGCUCACAUUUGGGGGUGAUUUUUCAAAAUUGGAUAAUGUUGUCUAUUUGACUGCGCAAAAUUUUACUGAAAUCACUGAUGGCGGCCGUUGGCUUGUGCUUUUUUAUUUCCACUCAUGUGGAGGCUGCACCCGGUAUCAGCCGUUCUUCAGCAAUUUCUCCAUAUAUCUGAAAGAUUGGAAUCCUUUGUUGAAGGUUGGGGCUCUUGAUUGUGAAUUGCCGGAAAACGAUGGAACUUGUUCGUCAUUCACGGUUGUAGGAGUGCCUGAUUUGCGGUACCUUCCUGCAGGAAGGUCUGUGAAUGACACUGGAAUAGUUAUUGGUGAUGAGAAAGAGUCUUUCAUCGGCCUUCGGAAUAAGCUCCUGAAUUUUCUAAAACGUGAGAUAUCUCUUGAUGGUUCCAGGUUAAGUGAACACUCCAAAAAACUACUCACCAUAAUUUCAAACAUUGAACAACCAGUCUCGUUGGAGCGAGAACAUGAUGUGACCGAAACCCGUAAACGCGGGAUACAAUAUAUGCCGAAAAUCACAACGGAACUGGUUUUGCGUGAAUCAAUAGGCAACGAAAGGUACGGGCUUCGCUUGAACAUUUCAGAGCUUGUAUCUUUGGAUGAUGUUAUGAUUCAGGCACCAGCAUCUUUAUGA